AUGCUUGUUUCCCUUAAAGUUGUAAAAUUACUUUCAAUCGCGAGUAAUUUCAAUUUAAGUUGCAUCGAUAUAGAGAGGAAAGCACUUCUUCAAUUCAAAGAAGGCCUUGAAGAUCCAUCAUGUCGGCUUUCUUAUUGGGUUGGCAAAAAUUGCUAUGAAUUGAAGGGUGUAGGCUGUAGCAAGAAAGGUAAUGUCAUUCGACUCGACCUCGGGAACCUAUAUACAACUGCCGUUCCAAUGGAUUUGAUGCCAAAAAGUGAGGCAAAAGCCUUGGAAGGGUCAUGUUUACACGUUGACGCAAACUCAUUCUCAAGAUCAAUUCCAACAUUAAUUGGGAGGUUGUCCUUGUUGGAGGAAUUGGACCUUGCAUUCAAUAAAUUGAAUGGAACCAUUCCUGAAAGCAUCGAACAACUCAAGUCUUUAGCUAAUUUUGAUAACCUCCGAGGAGAGAUCUCAAAAUAUCUCAUAAAUCUCUCAUACUUAGGUUUCUUGAAUUUAUCUCGGAAUCAAUUGAUAGGAAUGAUACCGGGAAUGAUUGGAGACCUAAAACUUUUAGAAACUCUAGACCUCUCAUCCAACCAUCUUUCGGGUAUCAUUCCUUCAAGCAUGUAUUCUAUGACUUCUUUGGACCAUUUGAACUUGUCACAAAACAACUUAUCCGGACCAAUUCCAUCAACAAACCGGUUUGGUACCUUCAUUGAUCCUUCAAUUUAUGAGGACAACCCCGAACUUCGUGGUCCUCUAUUGCCAACAAACUACUCCAAGCUGGUUGAUGAAGGUAACAAGGCUAAAAAUGACAACCGCAAAGAUGAUGGUGGUUGGAUUGAAAUGUUAUGGUUCUACUCGGGCAUUGGAGUGGGAUUCUUGUUCGGGUUUUGA
Messenger RNA from Dovyalis caffra, 879 nucleotides. The record is from the annotation of a GenBank genome assembly. NCBI's taxonomy places the organism in Eukaryota, Viridiplantae, Streptophyta, Magnoliopsida, Malpighiales, Salicaceae.